UUUUAUCUUUUUAUCUUUUUUCUUUUUUUUCUUCUUUCUUCUCUCUUCUUUCGGGUUUCGAAGGUUGGGGAAAAGCUUUCGCAGAAGAAAAUAAAAAGCUAGAGAGAGAAUGUCAAAGUUUUUUUGAUGCUCUGUUUGGAAAUUAGGGUUUCUUCUUGUUUGAUUUCGUCCCCUUUGAGAACUGAAUCUCCCGCCUAUAUCGACGGCGUCUAAUUCCUAUCCUCUCUCGUUGCUCCAAAACCCUAACUUUACUACCGUCCGUCAUUAUUUCCACUUUCUCGGCUCGAUUUGUUGUUGGUGGUGGGAAUUUCAGUGAUGGGCGCCCCGGAAAAGUCGCAAUCUAAUACCAAUUCGAUGCAGAGAGUGAAAGUCUAUCAUUUGAAUGAAGAUGGUAAAUGGGAUGAUCGAGGAACUGGGCACGUAAGCAUCGACUUUGUGGAGCGAUCUGAAGAACUCAGUCUAUGCGUAAUUGAUGAAGAAGAUAACGAGACCUUACUUGUUCAUCCCAUCAACCCUGAGGACAUUUAUAGGAAACAAGAAGACACAAUAAUCUCAUGGAGAGACCCAGAGCGCUCAACAGAAUUGGCUUUAAGCUUUCAAGAGACUGCGGGGUGCUCUUAUGUAUGGGAUCAAAUCUGCACCAUGCAACGAAAUUUGCAUUUCAGCUCUCUUAACAGCGAAACAUUUCACAGCUUGAAUAGUGAGUUGAGGGAGCUUCCUGCUGUAGAGCUUACUACUCUUCCCCUAAUACUAAAGAUUGUUACAGAGAGUGGCAUUACAGAUCAGAUGCGGCUAACCGAACUUAUUUUGAAGGAUCAUGAUUUCUUCCGGAAUCUGAUGGGUGUAUUUAAAAUAUGCGAGGACUUGGAAAAUGUUGAUGGCCUUCAUAUGAUAUUCAACAUUGUCAAGGGAAUCAUUUUGCUUAACAGUUCUCAGAUCUUGGAGAAAAUAUUUGGAGAUGAAUUGAUUAUGGAGAUUAUCGGAUGCCUUGAAUAUGAUCCCGGUGUUCCUCACUCUCAGCAUCACCGGAAUUUUCUGAAGGAGCAUGUUGUUUUUAAGGAGGCUAUACCAAUUAAAGAUCCCUUAGUCCUGUCGAAGAUACACCAGACGUACAGAAUUGGUUACUUGAAGGAUGUUGUUUUGGCUAGAGUACUAGAUGAUGCUAUAGUUGCAAACUUGAAUUCAGUAAUCCAUGCGAACAAUGCCAUUGUAGUUUCAUUGCUGAAGGACGAUAGCACUUUUAUUCAAGAGUUAUUUGCAAGGUUGAGGUCGCCUUCUACAUCUGUGGAAUCCAAGAAAAAUUUGGUAUAUUUCUUGCACGAAUUUUGUAGUUUAAGCAAGAGCCUCCAGGUGGUGCAGCAGUUGCGACUUUUUAGGGACCUUAUCAAUGAAGGCAUUUUUCAUGUCAUAGAAGAAGUCUUGCAGAUUCCAGACAAAAAACUCGUAUUGACUGGGACAGAUAUCCUGAUUCUUUUCUUGACUCAAGACCCCAACCUUUUACGUUCUUAUGUUGUUCGGACAGAAGGAAACCCCCUCCUCGGUCUCCUGGUCAAGGGAAUGAUGGAAGACUUUGGUGAUAAGAUGCAUUGCCAAUUUCUAGAAAUUAUCCGAACCUUACUUGAUGCAAAUGCAUUGUCUGGUGGGGCUCAGAGAGCGAAUAUCAUGGAUAUCUUCUACGAGAAGCAUCUACCUGAGUUAGUGGAUGUUAUUACUGCCUCAUGUCCUGAGAAGUCGGGCAACACAUCUGAAGGUGCUGCCAGAAGGAUUUUCACAAAGCCUGAAGUCCUGUUGAACAUAUGUGAAUUGUUGUGCUUUUGCAUUAUGCAAGAUGCAUCCAGAACAAAAUGCAGUUUUCUCCAAAACAAUGUGACUGAAAAGGUUUUGCAUCUCACACGGAGAAAGGAAAAAUACCUAGUGGUCGCUGCUAUACGAUUUGUCCGUACUCUCCUCUCUGUCCAUGAUGAUUAUGUCCAGAAUUACAUUGUUAAAAACAACAUGCUGAAACCGAUCAUAGAUGUCUUCAUUGCCAAUGGAAACCGGUACAAUCUGCUGAACUCUGCAGUCUUGGAUCUGCUUGAGCACAUACGCAAGGGAAAUGCAACUCUGUUGCUCAAAUACAUAGUUGAUACGUUCUGGGACCAGUUGGCCCCAUUUCAGUGCUUGACUUCCAUCCAGGCUUUCAAGGUUAAGUAUGAACAGGUACUGUUUCUGGGUCUUGAAUUAAACUUCGGAAAAUUUUGUCUGUAUCUUUGUGUAACAAUUUGUCCUCAGUGUUUAGAAAGUGCCGGACCAAAAAGCACUGCUGAUGCGGUUGAUCCAAGAAGAAGAAUUGACGAGCGUGCAUUGGAGAAAGAGGAGGAAGAUUAUUUCAAUGAAGACAGCGAUGAAGAAGAUUCAGCCUCUGCUUCUAAUACACAAAAGGAAAAACCUGCUUCUAAUAUACAGAAAGAACAACCUAAGCCUCAUCUUUCCAAUGGAGUGGCUGCAAGCCCUACUUCUUCAAGUCCGAGGUCUGGAGGCUUGGUUGAUUAUGAGGACGAUGAAGAUGAUGAAGACUAUAAACCUCCUCCCCGGAAACAGCCAGAAGCCUCUGAGGAUGAGGAGGGCGAGCUCCUUAGACUGAAACGCAAAUCCCCUUGCGUAGAAAGAGAACAAGAGCCGUCCAAGAAACCACGGCUGGGGAAAAGUUCGAAAAGGGAAAAUGUAUUUGCUGUGCUAUGUUCGACACUGAGCCAUGCAGUGCUUACGGGUAAGAAAAGUCCAGGCACCGCAGGAUCUGCAGCCCGGUCAAUAGUGGCCAAGGGAGCGGAGGACUCAAGAAGUAGUGAAGAGACUAAUAGCAGCAGUUCAGAUGAUGAAAAUCAUAAGGAUGGAGUAUCGAGUUCUGAACAUGAAACAUCAGACAAUGGAAAGCUAAAUGGGGAAGAAUCUCUGGUAGUAGCUCCAAAAUCAUCACCUGAAAUGGCUGUAAAUGGAUCCUGAGAUUUUAACACUCUGGACUCUUUAGUUGUGGCUGGGGAUGGAAGGCACUCUCAUGGGUGCAAAUAAAACCUUCAGAGUGCAGACUGAGACAUGAGAAACCGCAAAAGAAAGCUUUGGGCAACCAACGGAGGAAGAAAUGUAUAGUGAGCGCCAUUUGAGAGGAGGUAACGGGUUCUUCGUCCGUAGUGUUUGCAGCCGUUUUUUAUUUUAUAAUAUUCAUCGUUGAAAAAACUUAGCAGUCUCUCUGGUCUGGUCAAUUGCAUAUUGUAAGACAUGGUCUAUCAGCAACUAACUCUUCUUAAUUCAAGUUCCUAAUGGUUUCCUUGUUUAAAUCUCUUUUGUUUUUCUGGAAAUGCGUCUCUCUUCGCUGUGUGUUAGGUGGUACAGCAGCCAAAGUGUGUUAUAUUUUUCUUGUUGUGUAACAGUUAGAUGUUACACAUGAGAUAUAAGAUUUUUGAUAUUUUUGUA
This is a messenger RNA of Arabidopsis lyrata subsp. lyrata, 3450 nucleotides long. Its product is annotated as serine/threonine-protein phosphatase 4 regulatory subunit 3. Gene Ontology annotation, cellular component: nucleoplasm; protein phosphatase 4 complex. Gene Ontology annotation, biological process: protein dephosphorylation. The record is from RefSeq and is a predicted model, not a curated record. The transcript has 23 exons. Lineage: Eukaryota; Viridiplantae; Streptophyta; Magnoliopsida; Brassicales; Brassicaceae. Gene Ontology annotation, molecular function: protein phosphatase activator activity. Bases 316 to 2982 code for a protein of 888 amino acids.